AACCAAACUACUUUGUACAGCUUUGUAGUCAUCGCCCACAGUCGUUCAUUUUAGCCUUUUCUUCCACUCCAAAAGCAAUCUUUCGUUUUUCCUCGUCUUUUGGUUACCCGUGGCGACCUUCGUACCUUCUCGUUUUCAUCUCCGUUCCCAAGUCUACUUCGCCGCACGGAAGAUGGCUGCCGCCACUGGAUCCGCCGUCGCAGCUUUCAAGCCCGCUGGUGUUUCCCAUCGGAAAAUCCCAAAUUUCCGGAAUGUGUCGGUCUUGCCGCCGUCGAAGCUCCCUGGGUUGCUAAAUGUGCAUUUUAGACCAACUAGAUCCUUUUCUUCGUCGGGCAUAAAGGCUCAGGUUGCAACUGUUGAGCAAGUUAGUACUGAGGCGGCACAGAAAGUGGAAGCUCCUGUUGUAGUUGUGACUGGAGCAUCCAGAGGAAUCGGCAAGGCUGUUGCUUUGGCUAUCGGAAAAUCUGGCUGCAAGGUUCUGGUUAAUUAUGCAAGGUCAUCAAAAGAGGCAGAAGAAGUUUGCAAAGAGAUCGAGGCAUCUGGUGGAGAGGCUAUUACUUUUGGUGGUGAUGUUUCAAAAGAAGCUGAUGUGGAUGCUAUGAUUAAAACUGCGGUGGACAAAUGGGGAACAAUAGAUGUAUUGAUCAAUAACGCAGGUAUUACAAGGGAUGGUUUGUUGAUGAGGAUGAAGCCAGCUCAAUGGCAGGAGGUCAUUGAUCUAAACCUUACUGGGGUUUUCUUAUGUACACAGGGAAGAAUAAUUAACAUUGCCUCUGUUGUUGGUCUUGUCGGCAACGUUGGACAAGCCAACUAUAGUGCUGCAAAAGCUGGAGUCAUUGGAUUCACAAAGACAGUUGCUAAGGAGUAUUCGAGCAGAAACAUUACUGCAAAUGCUGUUGCUCCUGGGUUUAUUGCAUCUGACAUGACUGCUAAGCUUGGGAAUGAUUUUGAGAAAAAGAUAUUGGAGGCCAUUCCCUUGGGAAGGUACGGCCAACCAGAAGAGGUUGCUGGGCUGGUUGAAUUCUUGGCCCUUAAUCCUGCUGCUGGUUAUAUCACUGGACAGGUUUUAACCAUUGAUGGUGGUCUGGUCAUGUAAAAGGCUACUGUUUGAAACUUGCUUUUAUUCAUAUGUAUCGAGUCACUUUUGUAGCUCUACCAAAUUUUCAAGAUCAUACAUAUGGUGCUAUGGAGACGUGGAGUUUAUGUAGGAACCAUUAUGUCUUUCUUUCCAUGAGGUCUUGUUUUGGAGGAUUGAUGACUGACUGGUAUUUUUUUCCUUUUUCUUUUCUCUUUUUUCGCAGAUUAUGUCGUUUUUUCACUAGGUUUCUUCUGAUUUAUUUUACUAUAUUGUAUUUUAUUUUAUCGUGAUAAAUCAGAAAGAUUCUCUUAUAAUAUUAUUAUUAUUAAAGUGUGUCUAUAAAUGACUUUUCAAAA
Striga asiatica is the source of this 1434-nucleotide messenger RNA. The record is from the annotation of a GenBank genome assembly. NCBI's taxonomy places the organism in Eukaryota, Viridiplantae, Streptophyta, Magnoliopsida, Lamiales, Orobanchaceae.